Messenger RNA from Rasamsonia emersonii CBS 393.64, 3204 nucleotides. Its product is annotated as Fumarylacetoacetate hydrolase. Lineage: Eukaryota; Fungi; Ascomycota; Eurotiomycetes; Eurotiales; Trichocomaceae. The transcript is spliced from 15 exons. Bases 1 to 3204 code for a protein of 1067 amino acids. The record is from RefSeq and is a predicted model, not a curated record. Gene Ontology annotation, molecular function: acetylpyruvate hydrolase activity; hydrolase activity, acting on carbon-nitrogen (but not peptide) bonds.
AUGGCUCCUAUCUCAACUCAAGACAUUACAAAUGGCGUCAACGGAAUCAAUGGCCAUGCAGGAGGCAUGGCUACCUGGGGCUCGAGACGUCCCACGCGCAAGUUGUGCCCGCAUGAAGACUUGCGCUUCGAUCCGAAGCUGAUGCCCAAGAAAUACAAGAUAGCUGGAACCUCGCCAGACUCCAAAAUUCUAUUCCUUGACGUAAACAUUAUCGAUUCCACCGGAGCUGAUCCAUACCGGGGCGAUGUGUACAUUGAAGGCGAGCGUAUCCGAUACGUCGGAACCGUCCCAAAUGUCAACCGCCUCCAGCGAGACCCGAAAGUCAAGGUUAUCCGAGGUCGGGGUCGUACGCUGAUGUCAGGUUUGGGAGAUGCACACACUCAUUUCACAUGGAAUAAUGGCGCUCUUUCAAACCUCGGUGAGAUGGGGGUAGAGGAACACACCAUCCUGACCGCCAAGUCUGCACAGGCAUACUUGGACUCCGGAUAUACAAUGUGCUAUGGCGCGGCAUCAGCUAAGGACCGUCUCGAUUGCGUGAUCCGAGAUGCCAUCAACAGAGGCGACCUUCCAGGACCGAGAUAUAUGGCCAAUGGCAAAGAGAUGGCUCGCAGAAAUGGCGAGCUCGAGCCUGGUAUCACUGCAUUUGCGGAUGGUCCACUGGAAAUGAGGGAAGUUAUCCGACAUCACGUUUCCAUUGGUGUGGACCAAAUCAAGCUAAGCAUGUCUGGCGAAGAGAUCCUUGAGACUCGAUCAGCGCAAGAUUGCUAUUUCACAGAGGAGGAAACGGCAGCAUGCGUGGACGAAGCACACCGUCACGGAAUUAAGGUAAGUUCACAUGCGCGAUCCCGGGACUCGGUGAUGCAAUGUCUGAAAUACGGCGUCGAUGUGAUUUACCAUGCCAGCUACAUUGACGAGGAGGGCAUGGAUCUGCUUGAAAAGAACAAACACAAGCAUGUUGUGGCGCCCGGUCUCAACUGGUUGUGGGCGACAAUCUACGAAGCUGGUCCUUUCGGCUAUUCGUUCGAAAAGGCAGAGCAAGUGGGCUACAAGAAGGAACUGGAAAUCGCAAUUAGAGCUCUCAAGGAGAUGCACGAACGAGGCAUAACUGUUCUUCCUGGCGGAGACUACGGAUUUGCCUGGACGCCGCACGGAACUUACGCGAGAGACCUGGAACAUUUCGUGAAGCUGCUGGAUUUCACGCCCAUGGAAGCCAUUAUCGCAGCAACGGCUGGCGUGGCUUCGCUCUUUGACCCUUCAGAGCUGGGCAAAAUCCAGCCUGGUUACUAUGCCGACUGCAUUCUUGUGGACGGCGAUCCGCUGAAGGAUAUCUCUAUCCUCCAGGACCAUGACAAGCUGAACGUGAUCAUAAUCAACGGCCGGAUCCACAAGGCGUCGUACAAGGAGUUCCUGUCUGUUCAGCCAGAGCUUAUCCCGCCUCCGAGGCAGACCUUCACCAACUUCGUGGCGUAUGCGGAUAAUCUUGGUCGGCCCCGGAUUGGACACCUGGAUCUGGACCAGUCCACUAUCACCCCUCUUACGAUGGCCUCUGGAAGUCCUAUCAGCAAUUUAUAUGAAGUCAUCGAGCUGGGGAAUGAAGUGGUGCCUUCAGAGGAGACCCUGCCGUUGAACAGCGUCCAACUGCUGCCGCCGAUCAGUGGUCGUGACGUCUUAGCCGUGGGGAAGAAUUACCCAGAGCACGCUACGGAGUUUAACAGGAGCGGCUAUGAUUCGAGUGACAAGGUCGAUCAACCAUCCCACCCAGUUAUUUUCACCAAGCGAAGCACCAGCAUCAUAGCCUGUGGAGAGGAGAUCUAUCCUCAUCCAGAGUUUACACAGACACUGGAUUAUGAGGGUGAAAUUGGUGUCAUUAUCGGCAAGGCUGGCUACAAGAUUGACGAGAAGGAUGCUAUGGACUAUGUGUGGGGAUAUACAAUUAUCAAUGAUGUCACUGCCAGAGAGAGGCAACGCGAUCACAAGCAGUUCUUUAUUGGCAAGUCUGCAGACACGUUCUGUCCAAUGGGCCCAAUAGCGGUACCAGCCGCCAAUCUACCAGAGACACUUCGUGUCCAGACAUUCGUCAACGGACAGAAGCGUCAAGAUGGCACUACAAAGGAUCUUAUCUUCUCUGUUGCCAAGCUAGUGAAGACUAUCUCUGAAGGGAUCACUCUCCAGCCAGGAGAUGUCCUCGCAACUGGCACGCCCGCAGGCGUAGGGUUCGGACAGGAUCCUCCAACCUUCCUGAAACCUGGAGAUAUAGUUGAGGUGUCGGUCACCGGCUUAGGACGUCUUCGCAAUCGCGUUGCUGAUGCUUCUUCUGCAAACUAUGCCGCAGAGCGCAUCUCGACCGUCACCAAUCUCCCGACAUAUAAUCUCGAAAUUACAUGCGGUGGAGUCGGCUUGACACAGAUCGGCGACAAGUUCAUCAAUGUGAAGAAGGUCGGCAACGGUUCGGAGAAGAUCGUAUUCGUUCAUGGCCUUGGAGGCACCACAGAGUAUUGGACACCCUUGAUUGAAUCCGCAGGGUUGAAGGACAACUAUACCUGUUACGUGUAUGAUCUCGAAGGCCAUGGCCUGACUCCGACAAAGUCGUCGUCCGUCGUCACUAUGGACACCUUCGCGGAGGAUCUGGCUGGGAUCUUCGCCCACGCGAACAUCACUUCCGACAACGGCGGCGCCAUCCUUGUCGGUCAUUCCCUAGGCUGUCUGAUCGCCAUGACAUUCGCGGUGCGGAAUCCAUCACUUGUCAAGAAGCUCAUUCUCACGGGGCCUGGACCGUCCCCAUUCCCUGCAGCCGCCAGCGAAGCAACAUACAAACGAGCAGCCGCCGUCCGCGCACACGGCAUGCUGGCGUCCGGAGUUGCCGACGCAGUGAGCAACGCAGCCACGUCUCAGAAGACGAAAACAUCCCGCCCAGUGGCAUACGCCGCCGUACGGUCUUCUCUUCUCGCCCAGAUCCCAGAAGGCUACGCAAAGGCAUGCACGGCCCUCGCCGGCUCGAAGGACACGGAGAUCGAGAUCGAGAAGCUGACCAUGGACACGCUCAUUCUCACCGGCGACGAAGACAAAGUUUCGCCGGUAGAUCUGGUUAAGAAGAUGAAGAGUAGGAUGAAGAACGCGAGGGUGGAGAUCCUGAACGACGUUGGGCACUGGCACAUCUAUGAGGAUCCGGAGGGCGUCGCUCGUGCUGUGAAGGCAUUUUUGUGA